Toxorhynchites rutilus septentrionalis is the source of this 1253-nucleotide messenger RNA. RefSeq lists its product as uncharacterized. The record is from RefSeq and is a predicted model, not a curated record. The transcript is spliced from 6 exons. Bases 97 to 1179 code for a protein of 360 amino acids. Lineage: Eukaryota; Metazoa; Arthropoda; Insecta; Diptera; Culicidae.
UUCUACGAAGCUUCGGUCGGUAAGACCUGUCGUGACCUGUGGCAUCCGCGUUUCGAAAGCUGUACACAUUACAUUUUGGAUCUUUGGAAGCGCAUCAUGCCCGGGAGUUUCAAACUGUACAUUCCACUGCUUGUGCUCCCACCGCUGGUGAAACAGGACGGGGUCACCCGAUCGUAUCUUAUAAAUCACUUCCUAGAGUAUGUUUAUAUUUCAAUCGCAACGUACGUUCAAGCGGCGCUAUCACUGACCUUCCAAUGUGGCUUCUCCAACUUGUUCGGAUACCUCAACUAUUGGUGCGUAAUGUUUUGGCCCUGCCUUCUCGGUGUGGCGCUCGGGCCGAGGCUUCCUCCACAGCAUCUGCGUCUACAGGGAAUCACCUUCUUCAAUAUGAUGGUCGAGACAAUGAUACGAAAAAGUCGCCCGGCUAUCAUCCAACGCCUCAGAACAUCCAAAUGGUUUGGAACUUUGAGCUUCAUGUCCCUCAGUGCGAUCAUCAUGACCUGGCUACACAGCGGACAUGUGAAACAAUUCUGGCUCAUCAACCCGCCCUCACCACAAGCGGGUGGCAGCAGCGAGGGACAGGGACCGUGCCACCACAAACACGGCUGCAUCCAUCAUCUGCUCGAUGGGAUGCUGAAGUACGCCACAAUCGGACUGAUACUCGAAUCCGUAAGGGCGCUCAUCACCAAAUCAUCACUGUUGAUGAAGAACCGUUCGCUGUUUCUUGGUGAAUUCUUAUCCGCUUGCAACACCAAGCUAGGGCUGUUUCUGGCGUUCUAUGUUGGCAUCUAUAGGGCCACCUGUUGUAUACAGACCCGCCGGCAGUUCCCCGAUAGCCCGAGACUGUCCACCGUUGCCGGAUUCCUAGCUGGCUGUGCGUACUGGCUGUAUCCCAAGUAUCAGGUUUUCACGCUGGCUUUCACCAAAGCGAUUGAGAUAUCCUGGGAGCACUGGAUGAAGACCGGAGAGAACCUUCCACCGAUCGUGAGACGACUGAACCGCUUACCGUUCGUCUUUUUGGCCCAGAUGAUCUCCUUCGGAUACCUUGGACAUAUUUACGCCUUCCACCCGCACCUGUCACCAUCGUUCCAUAUCAAAGCGAUGAACUUUGGCUCUAAGAACCUGACCCUUAACAUGCGACGCACCAUAAUGGCGUGGAUAGUUGGGCAUUCUCCAUAGUAGGCUAUACUGCACAUAUAUAAAUUUUGAAGUUCCGUGAGGAAGAGUUCUCGAAUAAAGAUUUUUUAAUUGUU